GUUGAAAAUCGAUAUUCCCAUUCAUCGAUGUAUGGAAGGAGUACUCGAAGAAUUCACAUGUUGAAAACGGAUACGCAGCCUAAAUGGAAGUUGUAAACAAACUGUUAUUGAAAUACGCAACUUGCAGAACUCCAGUUAUAACACUUAUACGGAACCAGAGUAAAACGGCAGCAGCUAUAUACACCAAAAAUGGUGAUGGAGGACUGACGUAUGCUGGUUCAGGGGAAUUGAAACCGAAGGAUGACUCAAUAUUUGAUGCAAUUGGAGCAACUGAUGAACUUUCAUCCUACAUAGGAUUGGCUCGAGAAUUUGCGAUUGAUGGCCAGCAUUCCUAUGUGGACAAACUGAACAGAAUUCAGUGUAUUCUUGUGGAUAUCAGCACUGCGAUUUCUAAGUGCUCCAGCUCUGAACUCGUCAGGUUGUCUUCCAGACACACCAAAGAUCUUGAAGAAUGGAUUGAUGAAUACUCUAAACAGUUACCACCUCUUGAGAAUUAUGUGAUACCAGGAGGUGGCAAGGCAUGUGCAUCACUCCAUGUAGCAAGAACUAUAUGCCGCAGAGCAGAACGUUGUGUUGUGCCUCUUGUUAGGAAAGGAGAGCUACAUAAUGAAGCACAAGUUUAUUUAAACAGAUUGUCUGACUUUUUAUUCACAAUUUCAAGACUGGCAGCAAAAUGUGACAAAAAAGGUGAAAACAUCUACAUACCACGCCCUGAACCAAUUGCAAAAGAGAAAGCUGCACAGCAAAAAUAAACGCUUGAUACUAUUCAGGAGAAAUGAGUAAGGCUGAACACUUCCAAAGUCCAAUCAAGCAGCAUAAGAUACUGAAAUUCUUGAUAUUUUUGUUUGCUCUUGAGUUGGCACUUGUUACAUUAAUCAAAAAUAAUUGUUUCAAGUUGUUUUAUUUGUAACACUUCAAAAUAUAAUUUAGUAAAAGUGUAUAUACAAAUGUGUACAUAGGACUGAUAAAUAAGUUACAAAUAUUAAAUUGUUUUUAUAACA
Schistocerca cancellata (South American locust) is the source of this 1001-nucleotide messenger RNA. Its product is annotated as corrinoid adenosyltransferase MMAB-like. The record is from RefSeq and is a predicted model, not a curated record. The coding region runs from base 84 to 752 and encodes 222 amino acids. Gene Ontology annotation, molecular function: corrinoid adenosyltransferase activity. The transcript has 5 exons. Lineage: Eukaryota; Metazoa; Arthropoda; Insecta; Orthoptera; Acrididae.